UCUCAGCAGCACCACACACACUAACCCGACCUGGUUUCUUCUAAAGAGUGUGUCCGCUUCCCCUCCCCUCGAUGAAGCGGUGCGAUGCCCUCUGAUUUCAUAUCCCUCCUUAGCUCGGAUCUCGACCUCAAUUCCCCCAAAUCUCUGUACUCCAAAGAGUCGGUAUAUGACCUCCUCCCUAAAGAGCUCCAGCUCCAGCCGUCGUCCACCCAGACCGAGCCAACCACCAUGAGCCAGAAGAGUGGGGGAGAGCCGGGACCUCCGCCAACUGCAGCCUUGGCCUCAGAUGCCAGCUCUUCCACCUCCAAUUCCGCCUCUUCCUCCCUGGCCAUGGGAGCGCCAUCCACUGGCCCCUCUACCUCGACCUCAGACCAUCUCAAGGUUACACAGCAUCUCCAGUCCACUGGAGGAGAAGGAGCUGGAGCUUCAGAGAUGCAAGGUGUGGAGGGUGCUGUAUCUGGCCCCAACAGAGGCGGCAGUGGGCCAAACAGUGCAUCAGGAGACAUAGGGUCAGGGCUAGGAGUCCAGCAGCCUCAGAACACCCCAUCCAAACGGAGGCCUGUGUUGAGCAUAUCCCCACCACCUGAGGACCUAUUUGACGACAGCCAGAUGUCUUGUCAAGAGGAGACUACUGUGUCUGCUCCAACAGGUCCAGACUCAGAACACAGCAGCAGCAUGUGGGCUGAUGACUCGGUCUCCAACUUCAGCUUGGUCAGCUCGGUCUCCUACAAUGACAACACAGAGGUGCCCCGCAAAUCCAGAAAGCGCACCCCUCGCCAGCGGCCUGGCCCAAAGCCAGCUAAUCCGGAGGACAGCAUGGAUGUGUUUGAUGCCGACAGCGCCAAGGCCCCUCACUUUGUGCUGUCCCAGCUUGGCACAGACAAGACCAGUGCAACAGGCAGCUCUCUUGAGCCAGGGACCGCAGUGAAGGGUGGGUCACUGUCGGCUCAGUUCCCCCAGAGGAGCGAUGGGAAGGACCUGAAGAUCCUGGUGCAGCCAGAGACCCAGCACAGAGCUCGCUAUCUGACCGAGGGCAGCAGAGGCUCCGUCAAAGACCGCACACAGCAGGGAUUCCCCACUGUCAAGUUGGAGGGUGUGAAUGAUCCAGUCGUGCUGCAGGUGUUUGUAGCAAAUGAUGCAGGCAGAGUGAAGCCUCACGGUUUCUACCAGGCGUGCAGAGUGACCGGACGCAACACCACUGCCUGCAAGGAAGUGGACAUAGAUGGCACCAUUGUUAUUGAGAUCCCUUUGGAGCCUAGCAGUGAUAUGACUCUUGCGGUGGACUGUGUAGGCAUUUUGAAGCUGCGUAAUGCAGAUGUGGAGGCCCGUAUUGGUGUUGCAGGAUCGAAGAAAAAGAGCACCCGUGCCCGGCUGGCUUUCAGGGUCUGCAUCCCCCAACCUGAUGGAUCUACCCUCACUCUACAGGUCCCUUCAUCGCCAAUCCUCUGCACCCAGCCAGCGGGAGUGCCAGAGAUCCUGAAGAAGAGUCUUCACAGCUGCUCAGUGAGAGGAGGAGAGGACGUUUUUAUCAUUGGAAAGAACUUCCUCAAAGGAACCAAAGUGAUUUUUCAGGAGAACAUUGCAGAUGAUAAUUCCUGGCAAGCCGAGGCAAAGAUUGACAUGGACCUUUUCCAUCAGAACCAUUUGAUAGUGACCGCUCCUCCGUUCCACAACCAGUCAAUCACUUCUCCAGUGUCUGUGGGAAUCUUUGUGAUGACCAAUGCUGGUAGAUCACAUGACGCCCAGCCCUUCACCUACACUCCAGACUCAGCUGAUAACUCCAAUGCCCGGACAGUAAAAACAGAGGGAUCCUCUCUACUCACAACGUGUAUGUUUGAUGGCCAGAUGAAAUCUAUGUCGUCUGAGCAAACCGACUGCUCUGGUCAGCCUUCCAAACGCCAAGAGGACACACCAAUGGAAGUGUCCAGCAAUCCACCACCCACGGAUGUCUUUAAGCCAUCCCCGGACCCUCUUGCCUCGGUGCAGCAGACCCUGGAGCUCAGCUCCAGUCCCCAUCCAGGAGGGGAGUCCUUUCAGAGUCCGAUGCCCCUACAACCUGAAGAUGUGGAGCUUCCCCAGGCACCCCCUGUGUUCCCCAGCCUAGAGUCGCUCAGUACUAUACAGAAGCAAGACAUUUCCCCCACAACCUCCUUCCCAGUGUCAGGAGACACCACAAUCCCUCCUGUGACACCAGACGUCCCUCAGCAAUUCCUCAGAGAUCCUCAGGACAACCUGCCUCCUGAGAAUUCCAACAAUAAUGGAGGGGUUGUUGUUGUUGCCAUGCCCCAAAUAUCAACUUCAUCUCAACCACAGCAACAACAGUCACAGGUUCCCAUGUUCCCCCAGGAAGAGGUGGCCCAGCUGGAGAGGGCAGUAAGGGAGCUACAAGCCGGAGGUAACACCACGCUCCAGCAGGUGUUUGAGGCGGCUGUAGCCCAGCAGCAACUAAACUCUGUGCUUUAUAGCCCCAACCCCUCUGCAGACUCUCUUCAACAGCACGUCCAAGAAAACAUGAACAGCCUUAGAUUAGGAAACACUGAUAAUUCGAUGUCUACACAGCAACAGCUACAGAUACAACAGCAACAGCAAAUGCAACAGCAGCAGCAGCAACAAAUGCAACAGCAGCAAAUGCAACAGCAGCAACAACAACAACAAAUACAGCAACAGUUUCAACAGCAUCAACAACUUCAACAACAGCAAAUCCUUGAUAACCUUCAGCAUCAACAUGAGCAACAACAUCUACAGCAGCAACAGCAAGUCCUUGGCAACAUGCAGAUGCAACAGCAACUGAUACUACAGCCACAGGACCAACAGCAACUGCAACAGCAGCAGCAGCUCAUUGAGAACAUUCAACAGCAGCAACAGUUGCAACAGAAUCAGCAACAGCAAGUCCUGAACAACAUCCAACUUCAGGAUCAGCAACAGCAAGUCCUUAACAACAUCCAACUUCAGGAUCAGCAACAGCAAGUCCUGAACAACAUCCAACUUCAGGAUCAGCAACAGCAAGUCCUGAACAAUAUCCAACUUCAGGAUCAGCAACAGCAAAAUCAAAUACUGACAAAUUUACAACAACAUCAGCUUCAACAGCAGCAGCAGCAGCUUCAACAGCAGCAGCAGCAGCAACAACAGCAAAAUCAAGCAUUGAGCAACUUACAACAGCAGCAGCAACUACAAGAGCAGCAGGUCUUGGAGAAUUUACAGCAGCAGCUUCAGGCUGAGUUGCUCCAGCCACAGAUUCACUCCACCACGCAAGGACAGCAGCCGGGGUCCCUCCUUCAACGGGCCGGAGACCUGCUCACCAUUCAGACCAGCUUCCCAACACAGCCUCCAUCCCACACAUCCCCCCCACAACAGCUCUUCCAAUCACCCAGGCCCCUUGGAGAGUCCCAGGGCUCUCAACAGCAGGUCCAGGCUGCCCUGCUCCAGAAUACACUGACUGUCCUGACGAGUGGCAGUCUCAACUCCGAGCAGCAGUCGACUGGCUCAGCACUUUACCUGUCCCCAAACCCUUCCCAGCAACAGCAGCAACCGCAGCUGGCGUUUAUCUCGUCCAUGAAGACAUCUACGAGCCAGCCCCAGUCUGUUACAAUGUUCCAGAACCAACCCCAAGCUCAACUUUCCCAAAUGCAGCAACAGAGCACCCCCAUGGAGGAGCAGCAGUCGGCACAGCAGAACCAGCAACAGCCACAACAGCUUCCAAUGGGCCAGCAGGGCUCUUUGUUCCAAAGUAUUCCAAACCACUCACAGGGUAACCCUGUCCCCCAGAACCAACUCUCCCAACCCCAGCAGACAGGUUUGCUCCUCUGCACGACAGAUCUAAACCCGCAGGCUAUUCCCCCAACUCUUCUCUUCAGCACCCAGACCCAAGGUCCUUCCCCCAUAGGGAGCAUCAGUGUUGGAAUCCCUCAGCCGGACCCAGCAGAGCCCAUGUCGUUCCAAGACCAGAGCUCUUCAGGCAACAACUCGACGUCCAAUGAGAACCAACAGCAGAGCUUAUUCCAGGAGCAGCAGCCAAUGCAAGUAGGCCCAAGCUCCAGCAGCAUCCCGAGCAGUCAAACUGUAGACCUGUUUCUACCGCAGACAUCUCUGUCUGGCCUGCAGAGCUCUAUAAGCUCACAGGAGCUAAACAACCAGGCUCCGGCCACUGGCACAACCAUCUUCGUCGUUCAAGGUGGUGUGGGCGUUGUCGCCAGCCCUGGACAGCAGCCACCAGAGCAGCUUUUCCAGACAAGUGGGAAUGUGGCUCCUCAAGGACAAACCAACCUGUUUGUGUUUGGCCUCCAGAACGACUCGCCACAGCUGCUCAAUUCCUCCGGACCCCCCCUGCCUGCUCAGAGCCAGCCCCAGAACUCCAGUCACAUGCAGACUCACUUGGAUCAGCCAAUGGCCCAGGCUGCCCCCCCAAUGCAAGCCCCCAUGCACAGCAGCCUACAGAACACUCUUCAGGCACAGAUGCAGUCCAGCUUAGAGAACGCCAUGCAGACCAGCCUACAAAAUGCGAUGCAGACAAACACACAAGCAGCCCUGCAGUCUGGUUUACAGGCAAACAUAGAAACAAGUUUGCCAACUCCAAUGCAGACCAAUCUACAGAUGCAGAUACAGAGCAGCUUACAGAAUCAAUUGCAGGCAUCAUUGUCUGUAUCAUCCAGCAUGGAUAAAAUCGAGGACCUCCUGGAAAGCCUACAGAAGUAGUGAUACAUAUUUGGACAAUGUGGUCUCUAAGGAGAGUGAGAGAUAUGUAGCUAGUUAUACAUCCUAACAUCAACACGGUGGCGGUGCAAGUGUUUUGUGCCAGUGCCACGAAAUGUAGAAAAUUAAAAUAUUUAAGAAUUAAAUGCCCCCUUUUCCCUUAAAACCAAAUUACGAGCUCAUGUAACCCAUUGUUUUUAUGAAAUAUUUAUCAUUCAUUACAGCUUCUCGUAGAUCCAUUCCCCCUGAAUCCGUGAGUCCGUCUUUGUUGUUACCCCUCUUGCAGGAUCAGAGAGGCCCGUAACGACAGCUUUACCUAUCAGUCUCAGAAAUGCAGUGUUUUGUUGUCAAGAGUGUUUUUAACAAUGUGAGCCUAAGAGAUGAUAUUGAUAAAGGUCUAUCAGGUUUUAGUGGGGAAACUGGAAAGGGAUAAAGAAUGUCGGUGAUGUUGAAAUGGGAAAUAGUAAUGUGAUGGAGACUAGGCUGUAAGAGCAGGCGGAGAAGAUAAAACAGUCAGCCAUGGAGUGGAUAUCACGUAGCGUGUAAGUGUCCAAUAUAGGCUGAAUCUCAUUUUGUGAGUGUGUAAACUAAUUCCACUCGGAGAGACAGUCGGGGGACAGUUGUGUUAGUCUGCCCGUCGUUUGUGGGACGGCAGCGAAACUGGGGGAAGACAACCUGGCACAAAAACAGGAGUGAAUAUCGUCCUUCUUUUGCAGUUAAUCAACCCCUCGUGUUUGCACAUCUCGACAGUUUGACUAAAUUAUAUAGAAGGAUCAAAGAUGGUUAGAUUACACAUACUUUCAUACAAUGUUUUGGGAGGACAGUUAAACUCUUCUCCUUAAGAAUUUCUCACUGCCUAAAAUGGCGUAUCAUUACAUAUUUAUACUGCAGGUGGUCCCCCCCGGCGUGUAGCAGAAGGAGGAGAGAAUAUUGAACACUCGCAGAUGAGAUUCAACCUAGUGAAUAAUGUGACUUGGCCUUUUGUGGCCUUUUAGGCACCUCCCAGUGUUUUCAUAUGUUUAGGCCUCAUCAGCUUUCUUGGUGAACUUUUAAGAAGCAUUGUAGUGUGUGUAUCUUUUUGUUUUAAAGAAGUUGGUAACUUUACCAAUCUAACGUGGAUAGAGCGAAACUUUCCACUAGUGAAAAUGGAGUGUUGUGUUUUUAUAAACAGUUUAUCUCAAGCACUUUAUAACCUCUUUUGUGUAACCAGCUAAUCCUUAUAUCCGUCCACAGCUCUCUACUGACCCAGCUGAAUUUGUACUCGGAAAACGUCCACUUAAAAAACAAAAAAAAUAAAAACAGAAAGCAGUUGUCUUGUAAAAGUAAAAUACAUCUUAACCAAACAUUUUUACAUUUUCUCAUGUCAGAAUAUUUUUGAGGUCUAGGACAACUUUGUAUAGAAUGUCUGCUCACUGUUGGAUCCCUUUUUUAUAUUCGGUCUCAGUGGUCCAGUCAAGUCUGUCAAAAAAAAAGCCAUUCCCACAAAAGCAUUGUCAUUUUUCAGUGUUGGCGUGGUGAGUAGGCCUUUGUGUUUAACACACUGACAAAACACCUGUGUGGUGAGAGCUGUUAGCUGAUUGGUCCUCACACUUCAAAGGCAGCGUCUUUGAGACUCAGAGACGAGAGACACCUGAGAGAAGCCGGACUAGGCUGAAAAGCUAGUCUCUGUUUCAUUCUGCUGUUGCUGGUCUCCGAACAGGCCUGUACAGUUUCCUCUUGUUCGGCUUUGCUCUCCGACUGAGGGAUGAGGCUGUGGAGACGACAUCAACCCGACGGAUCACCAGUGUCAUCGUCUUCUUCUCUGCUUUAGUGCCGAGCAGCGUCCCUUCCUUUCUGCUGCGGGAGAUCUGGCAACCCGCCGUGGACGAGAUCUUCUCGAAACGCAGCAGUGCACCUCACGAGCUGCUCCCGCCCUCUGAUCCAUGAGGCUUCCUAAGUGUUGAACCUACAAACUAACGACAAACACAAAGUGACUAGCUUUUCAGCCUAGUCCGGCUUCUCCCCAGUAUCUCUAGUCUCUGAUUCUCUGAGGUGUGAGGACUAAUCAGCUAACAGCUCUUGAUCCUCACCUCCACAACCUAAAACACUGAUUCAUUCAGAUUGUGCAUUGAAAUGAAGGAUUUUCAUUGUUAUGCUAUUUGUACUAUUUACUGUUCAGUCUGUCACUUGAGACUGUUCUACCUUGUGUUGUGUUAGAUAUUUAAGUUUUUGUCUGUGUUGGUACCGUGCGCAGGCUGGCACCAUGUGAAGUUGGCACCCAGUAGCCGUCCCUUGUGUUGUGAACAGGGGCUCACUGGUAAAUGAAAUCUCUGUUACAUAGAGGCCGCCAUGUUGUUUCUAUCUAUGGUGCUAUGUAUAGGAGUGAUGGGCACUUCUGAUGUGAUGUUAUUACGUAACCGUUUCUACUUAAAUCAAUAGCGUUGACAUCAAUUGUUAGUUGAGAAGCCGAGUUGAGUCCAGAGAGCUGGCUGUCGUUGUGGGGUCAGACUGGAGGUCAAACCAAAGCUCCUGUUGUGAAUCCUCAUCAUCUUGUCCCGUACUUGUCCUUUCGAAAUGCCCUCAUCUUCAUGUUUACUCAUUUUUACCUAAUCAUUUAACUUAUGCAGCUCUUACGUGGAUAGCAAUUCAGCAUGUUGUUUUGUUUUAAGCAAACAUUUAUAAAAAAGAUAUGUAAAGGUACUUUGUUUCAUGGAUCAUAUAAUUAACAUUUCAACCCAUGUUUUAUUUUUUUUCAUUUCUCAUGACAUUACUCUAUUUUUUGAUGCAAAGUAACACUGUAUUUUCCAUAUCGACAACAGUAGCCAAUUUGGCGUUAUCAAAAAAAGCCAAUUUUUAGAAUAAUUCUAAUGUUGGAGUAGCAUUGCUCACACAUGCAUCUGUUUACAUUUUCAUAGUCAAACUAUAUUGUCCUGCAGCUGUUAGUGAUCCAUUUUAAAGUAACUUAUCUUUUUUAGAAUUUUGUAUCCAUGUAUCAAAAUGUAGAGUAUUUUUGUAAAACUAAAGUUUUUGGUUUACGCUCAUAGCACAGAAUAUCAUUGCUGGUAUGUUAUCCUGAAACUAAGCGCAGGUUUAUUGUGAAGUGUAUGACUGAAAUUAGAAAUGUACUUAAGUGGACAUCAAGCAAAUUUGUUCGAAGUUUAUUUGACUGUCCUAACAUUGACUUUACCCAAUUUGUACAAUGUGAUAAAUGGGCUAGGUUCCUCGUGUUUAUUUUUAAUGUCAUGCAUCUCAAAUGGCACUUUGACUCAUCCAUUAACUGUAGAUCAGGUUAGAGCGCAGUAGUGAUGUUUCCAAGCAUUCCAUUCCUCUUGGGUUAGGGGAGUUAAAGAGCACAUAACGUUGCAGAGGAAGUGCAGAACAGUAACAGCCUCUAAAAGCCAUACCCACACAGAACCUGUGACUUCAGUUUCAUGAAUGUAAAAUUUACCUCAUGGUGUGGACACAGCUCGCUCUCUACAUCAAACCAUUGGACCAAUUACAGUUUCAGAGAGCAUAUAUUCGGAGGCAGAAGGGGGGGUCGGGUGGCGUGGCAUCAGAUGUUAUUCGUGUCACCGUACAUUUGUCGGAUUGUUGUGUCUUGGAUUGUGGUGUAAUGUCGUGUUGUUUCGCACCCUGUCCUUCAUCGUGAGCAAUCCAGGAAGCUCAGUCCGACUCUUGGAAGAGCCACGUCCACGGGAAGCAUCCGGUCAACAGUGGCGAAGACAGCACACAAAUCUCGACACAAUAUCAUUUUGUCCGUCAGUCAUGUAAAUGAAUAUCCAUGUAUAUUUAAAUGUGAAAUAUACUGCAGGGGUAUCUUGAAUCUCAAUUGUGAUGCUUUCAACAGAACUUUGUGUGCCUUGAUAACUUAUCCGUUACUCUGCUGUGUUCACUGAUGUCCCUUUUGUGUCCCCGCUGUUUGGCACCUUGUCCUUUUUACUCCCGAGGACUGUUUAACAUCAGGAUACUUUUCAGUGAUAGACGUUUUAUUUCAACGACACAAGCGCAACCAUAGCCCAUACCAAUAUAUUUUAGCGAUAACAUUUUCACCCUGGAAAUCCAAUGCAAGAUCGCAAAAUGAGAACUCUCGACGUGAUGUUGUGCAGCUUCACCGGUGAAUUGUCAUCCUGUUCAUUAUUUUCUGUUGAAAAUGUUUUUUCCAUGCCUCAUGAGAUUUGUAGCUGUGAGGUAAAAGGGACGAGAGCGUGGAGAUUGUUUUACGGAGAGCUUUUCUUGUACUGAUGUGCUUGUCAACAUUACUAUUGUUGCUGUGAACUGCUUGAUCAAAUGGAGCAACCAUGAUAACCGUUACUUGCCAAUAGUGUGAGCUGUAUCUUGUGUGUAAUCAGUUUGCUCACGUUUCCUAGUUCGCUUUCAAUUUCACAUUCUCCAACAGUUCUGUUGUAUCCGUUCUGUGUAGCUUGAGCUUUAGUAUCUAGCCUUAAGACCCUGCAGUAGGGAUAAAGGUCAACCCCAGUGUGUUAUCAUACAUCUGAACUAUUAUUAACAUGUACUUUGCCUUGGUCUGGACAUUUGUAUACUCUUCUGUUUAUAUCUGUAAUCCUGCUGCUACAUUAAAUGAAUUAAUAAAAA
Molecule: messenger RNA, 9261 nt
Organism: Limanda limanda (common dab)
Lineage: Eukaryota; Metazoa; Chordata; Actinopteri; Pleuronectiformes; Pleuronectidae
Gene: nfat5a
Product: nuclear factor of activated T cells 5a
Exons: 13
Coding region: 85-4692 (1535 amino acids)
Biological process (GO): cytokine production; regulation of transcription by RNA polymerase II; calcineurin-NFAT signaling cascade
Cellular component (GO): transcription regulator complex
Molecular function (GO): DNA-binding transcription factor activity, RNA polymerase II-specific; transcription factor binding; RNA polymerase II cis-regulatory region sequence-specific DNA binding
Source: RefSeq, a predicted model, not a curated record